AUGACUUUCCACGUUAUCCUUUUUUAUUUUAAUAUCUAUAAAACAGUCAUGGUCCGUUCAUCUAUCUAUCUAUCUAUUUUAUGGAAAUCUUUCUUUCUUUCAUCUUGCUUUCUUUUCACAAUUUCGUUAUAUCUAUCUAUCUAUCAGUCUCGUUAUCUAUCUCGCUAUCUUUCCUUCUUUCUUUCUUUCACAUUCUCAUUAUAUAUCUACGUAUCUAUUGUGUUUUCUUCUUUUCUCUCUAUCUUAUUCUGUAUCCCCGUUCAUAUCGACAUCACUACAGUGAUCUAUCUAUCUAUCUAUCUAUCUAUCUAUCUAUCUAUCUAUCACUUUUUAGAACCGAAUGCCAUGUUCUUUCGAAACUUUCUCGAUCUGUUCAGCUCCAUUUAUCUGUCUGUGUCUCUUCAUAUCAAUCUCUCAGUCUGUUUAUCUCGAUUUAUUCGUCUCUCACUUCCUAUUUGCCCUCCGCUUCUUCAUAUCAAUCUCCCAGACGGUUUAUCUCGAUUUAUUCGUCUCUCUCUUCCUAUUUGCCUCAGUCUUCUUCAUAUCAAUCUCCCAGUCUGUUUAUCUCGAUUUAUUCGUCUCUCUCUUCCUAUUUGUCCUCCGCUUCUUCAUAUCAAUCUCCCAGUCUGUUUAUCUCGAUUUAUUCGUCUCUCUCUUCCUAUUUCUCCUCCGCUUCUUCAUAUCAUUCUCUCAGUCUGUUCAUCUCGGUUUAUUCGUCUCUCUCUUCCUAUUUGUCCUCAACCUCUUCAUAUCAAUCUCCCAGUCUGUUUAUCUCGAUUUAUUCGUCUCUCUCUUCCUAUUUGUCCUCCGCUUCUUCAUAUCAAUCUCUCAGUCUGUUUAUCUCGGUUUAUUCGUCUCUCUCUUCCUAUUUGUCCUCCGUUUCUUCAUAUCAAUCUCUCAGUCUGUUUAUCUCGGUUUAUUCGUCUCUCUCUUCCUAUUUGUCCUCCGCUUCUUCAUAUCAAUCUCUCAGUCUGUUUUCUCGGAUUUAUUCGUCUCUCUCUUCCUAUUUGUCCCUCCGCUUCUUCAUAUCAAUCUCCCAGUCUGUUUAUCUCCCGGUUUAUUCGUCUCUCUCUUCCUAUUUGUCAUAUCAAUCUCCCUGUCUGUUUCUCUCAUCGUCUCUCUCUUCCAGUCUGUUUAUCUCAGUCGUUUUUAUCUCGGUUUAUUCGUCUCUCUCUUCCUAUUUCUCCUCCGCUUCUUCAUAUCAAUCUCCCAUUCUGUUUAUCUCGAUUUAUUCGUCUCUCUCUUCCUAUUUGUCCUCCGCUUCUUCAUAUCAAUCUCCCUGUCUGUUUAUCUCGGUUUAUUCGUCUCUCUCUUCCUAUUUGUCCUCCGCCUCUUCAUAUCAAUCUCUCAGUCUGUUUAUCUCGGUUUAUUCGUCUCUCUCUUCCUAUUUCUCCUCCGCUUCUUCAUAUCAAUCUCCCAUUCUGUUUAUCUCGAUUUAUUCGUCUCUCUCUUCCUAUUUGUCCUCCGCUUCUUCAUAUCAAUCUCCCUGUCUGUUUAUCUCGGUUUAUUCGUCUCUCUCUUCCUAUUUGUCCUCCGCUUCUUCAUAUCAAUCUCCCUGUCUGUUUCUCUCGGUUUAUUCGUCUCUCUCUUCCUAUUUGUCCUCCGCUUCUUCAUAUCAAUCUCCCAGUCUGUUUAUCUCGAUUUAUUCGUCUCUCUCUUCCUAUUUCUCCUCCGCUUCUUCAUAUCAAUCUCCCAGUCUGUUUAUCUCGGUUUAUUCGUCUCUCUUCUUCCUCCAUUUGUCCUCCUGUCGUUUUCUCGAUUUAUUCGUCAAUCUCCCUGUCUGUUUAUCUCCGGUUUAUUCGUCUCUCUCUUCCUAUUUGUCCUCCUCCCUCUUCAUAUCAAUCUCUCAGUCUGUUUAUCUCGGUUUAUUCGUCUCUCUUCCUAUUUCUCCUCCGCUUCUUCAUAUCAAUCUCCCAGUCUGUUUAUCUCGAUUUAUUCGUCUCUGUCUUCCUAUAUGUCCUCCGCUUCUUCAUAUCAAUCUCCCUGUCUGUUUAUCUCGGUUUAUUCGUCUCUCUCUUCCUAUUUGUCCUCCGCCUCUUCAAUAGUCUGUUUCUCUCAGUCUGUUUAUCUUGUCCUCCGUUUAUUCAAUCUCUCUCUCUUCCUCGAUUUAUUUGUCCUCUCCCUUCUUCUUCAUAUCAAUCUCCCAGUCUGUUUAUCUCGAUUUAUUCGUCUCUCUCCUUUAUUUGUCCUCCCUUCUUCAAUAUCAAUCUGUUUUAUCUCGAUUUCUGUCCUCUCUUUAUCUCUUCUUCAUAUUUAUCUUCAGUCUCUUUCUUCGGUUUAUUUCUCCUCUUCCUAUUUCUCCUCUUUCAUAUCAAUCUCCCAGUCUGUUUAUCUCGAUUUAUUCGUCUCUCUCUUCCUAUUUGUCCUCCCUUCUUCAUAUCAAUCUCCCAGUCUGUUUAUCUCGAUUUAUUCGUCUCUCUCUUCCUAUUUGUCCUCCACUUCUUCGGUUUUAUCAAUCUCCAGUCUGUUUAUCUCGAUUUAUUCGUCUCUCUCUUCCUAUUUCUCCUCCGCUUCUUCAUAUCAAUCUCCCAGUCUGUUUAUCUCGAUUUAUUCGUCUCUCUCUUCCUAUUUGUCCUCCGCCUCUUCAUAUCAAUCUCCCAGUCUGUUUAUCUCGAUUUAUUCGUCUCUCUCUUCCUAUUUCUCCUCCGCUUCUUCAUAUCAAUCUCCCAGUCUGUUUAUCUCGAUUUAUUCGUCUCUCUCUUCCUAUUUGUCCUCCGCUUCUUCCCUUCAGUCUUCAUAUCAAUCUCCCAGUCUGUUUAUCUCGAUUUAUUCGUCUCUCUCUUCCUAUUUGCCCUCCGCUUCUUCAUAUCAAUCUCUCAGUCUUUUUAUCUCGAUUUAUUCGUCUCUCUCUUCCUAUUUGCCCUCCGCUUCUUCAUAUCAAUCUCCCAGUCUGUUUAUCUCGAUUUAUUCGUCUCUCUCUUCCUAUUUGUCCUCCGCUUCUUCAUAUCAAUCUCCCAGACUGUUUAUCUCGAUUUAUUUGUCUCUCUCUCCCUAUUUGUCCUCCGCCUCUUCAUAUCAAUCUCUCAGUCUGUUUAUCUCGGUUUAUUCGUCUCUCUCUUCCUAUUUGUCCUCCGCUUCUUCAUAUCAAUCUCCCAGUCUGUUUAUCUCGAUUUAUUCGUCUCUCUCUUCCUAUUUGCCCUCCGCUUCUUCAUAUCAAUCUCCCAGUCUGUUUAUCUCGAUUUAUUCGUCUCUCUUCCUAUUUGUCCUCCGCUUCUUCAUAUCAAUCUCCCAGUCUGUUUAUCUCGGUUUAUUCGUCUCUCUCUUCCUAUUUGUCCUCCGUUUCUUCAUAUCAAUCUCUCAGUCUGUUUAUCUCGAUUUAUUCGUCUCUCUCUUCCUAUUUGUCCUCCGCUUCUUCAUAUCAAUCUCCCUGUCUGUUUAUCUCGAUUUAUUCGUCUCUCUCUUCCUAUUUGUCCUCCGCUUCUUCAUAUCAAUCUCCCAUCCUCGAUUUAUUUCUCCUCUUCCUCUUCCCCUCCUUCUUCAUAUCAAUCUCCCAGUCUGUUUAUCUCGAUUUUAUUCGUCUCUCUCUUCCUAUUUGUCCUCCGCUUCUUCAUAUCAAUCUCCCAGUCUGUUUAUCGAUUUAUUCGUCUCUCUCUUCCUAUUUGUCCUCCGCUUCUUCAUAUCAAUCUCUCAGUCUGUUUAUCUCGGUUUAUUCGUCUCUCUUCCUAUUUGUCCUCCUUCUUCUUCAUCAAUCUCCCAGUCUGUUUUUCGGUUUAUCUGUCUCUCUCUUCGUCUCUCUCGAUUUAUUUGUCCUCCGUUUCUUCAUAUCAAUCUCUCAGUCUGUUUUAUCUCAUUUUUAUUCGUCUCUCUCUUCCUAUUUCUCCUCCGCUUCUUCAUAUCAAUCUCCCAGUCUGUUUAUCUCGAUUUAUUCGUCUUCCUAUUUGUCCUCUUCUUCAUAUCAAUCUCCCUGUCUGUUUAUCCUCCGAUUUAUUCGUCUCUUCCCAUUUGUCCUCCGACUCUUCAUAUCAAUCUCCCAGUCUGUUUUAUCUCGGUUUAUUCGUCUCUCUCUUCCCUAUUUGUCCUCCCGCUUCUUCAUAUCAAUCUCUCAGAUCUGUUUAUCUCGGUUUAUUCGUCUCUCUCUUCCUAUUUGUCCUCAACUUCUUCAUAUCAAUCUCCCAGUCUGUUUAUCUCGAUUUAUUCGUCUCUCUCUUCCUAUUUGUCCUCCGCUUCUUCAUAUCAAUCUCCUCAGUCUUUUUAUCUCGAUUUAUUCGUCUCUCUCUUCCUAUUUGUCCUCCCUUUCUUCUCAAUCUCUCAGUCUGUUUAUCUCGAUUUAUUCGUCUCUCUCUUCCUAUUUUCCUCCGCCUUAUUCAAUCUCUCCUCUCUGUUUUUAUCGAUUUUAUUCGUCUCUGCCCUUCCUAUUUGUCCUCCGCUUCUUCAUAUCAAUCUCCCAGUCUGUUUAUCUUUGAUUUAUUCGUCUCUCUCUUCCUAUUUUCCUCCCUUCUUCAUAUCAAUCUCUCAGUCUGUUUAUCUCGAUUUAUUCGUCUCUCUCUUCCUAUUUGUCCUCCGCUUCUUCAUAUCAAUCUCCCAGUCUGUUUAUCUCGGUUUAUUCGUCUCUCUCUUCCUAUUUCUCCUCCGCUUCUUCAUAUCAAUCUCCCAGUCUGUUUAUCUCGAUUUAUUCGUCUCUCUCUUCCUAUUUGUCCUCCGCUUCUUCAUAUCAAUCUCCCAGUCUGUUUAUCUCGAUUUAUUCGUCUCUCUUCCUAUUCCUUCAUAUCUCUCCCAGUCUUCUUCAUUUAUUCAAUCUCCCAUUUGUCUGUUUAUCUCCCGUCUGUUUAUUGUUUUUAUUCGUCUCUCUUCCUAUUUGUCCUCCGCUUCUUCAUAUCAAUCUCCCAGUCUGUUUAUCUAAAUUUAUUCGUCUCUCUCUCUUCCUAUUUGCCUCCCUUCUUCAUAUCAAUCUCCCAGUCUUUUAUCUCGGAUUUAUUCGUCUCUCUCUUCCUAUUUGUCCUCCGCUUCUUCAUAUCAAUCCCUCAAUCUCCCAGUCUGUUUAUCUCGUUUAUCUCGAUUUAUUCGUCUCUCUCUCUUCCUAUUUGUCCUCCCUUCUUCAUAUCAAUCUCCCAGUCUGUUUUAUCUCGGUUUAUUCUCUCUCUUCCUAUUUGUCCUCCUUUUCUUCAUAUCAAUCUCCCAGUCUGUUUAUCUUCGAUUUAUUCGUCUCUCUCUUCCCAUUUGUCCUCCGCUUCUCUUCAUAUCAAUCUCCCAGUCUGUUUAUCUCGAUUUAUUCGUCUCUCUUCCUAUUUCUCCUCCGCUUCUUCAUAUCAAUCUCCCAGUCUGUUUAUCUCGAUUUAUUCGUCUCUCUCUUCCUAUUUGUCCUCCGCUUCUUCAUAUCAAUCUCCCAGUCUGUUUAUCUCGAUUUAUUCGUCUCUCUCUUCCUAUUUGUCCUCCGCUUCUUCAUAUCAAUCUCCCAGUCUGUUUAUCUCGAUUUAUUCGUCUCUCUCUUCCUAUUUGUCCUCCGCUUCUUCAUAUCAAUCUCCUGUCUGUCUGUUUAUUCUCGAUUUAUUUGUUCCGUCUCUCUCUGUUUUCCGGUUUUAUUUGUCCUUCCUAUUUCCCUCCGCUUCUUCAUAUCAAUCUCCCAGUCUGUUUAUCUCGAUUUAUUCGUCUCUCUCUUCCUAUUUGUCCUCCGCUUCUUCAUAUCAAUCUCCCAGUCUGUUUAUCUCUAUUUAUUCGUCUCUCUCUUCCUAUUGGUCCUCCGCCUCUUCAUAUCAAUCUCUCAGUCUGUUUAUCUCGGUUUAUUCGUCUCUGUCUUCCUAUUUCUCCUCCGCUUCUUCAUAUCAAUCUCCCAGUCUGUUUAUCUCGGAUUUAUUCGUCUCUCUCUUCCUAUUUGCCCUCCCUUCUUCAUAUCAAUCUCAGUCUUUUUAUCUCGAUUUAUUCGUCUCUCUCUUCCUAUUUGUCCUCCCUCUUCAUAUCAAUCUCCCAGUCUGUUUAUCUCGAUUUAUUCGUCUCUCUCUUCAUAUUGUCCCCGCUUCUUCAUAUCAAUCUCCCAGUCUGUUUAUCUCGAUUUAUUCGUCUCUCUCUUCCUAUUUUCUGUUUAUCUCGAUUUAUUCGUCUCUCUCUUCCUAUUUCUCCUCCGCUUCUUCAUAUCAAUCUCCCAGUCUGUUUAUCUCGAUUUAUUCGUCUCUCUCUUCCUAUUUGUCCUCCGCUUCUUCAUAUCAAUCUCCCAGUCUGUUUAUCUCGGUUUAUUCGUCUCUCUCUUGCUAUUUUCCUAUUUCUCCUCCGAUUUAUUCGUCUCUAUUCUACCUUCUUCAAUCUCCCCAGUCUGUUUAUCUCGAUUUAUUCGUCUCUCUUCUUGGUCCUCCGCUUCUUCCAUCAAUCUCUCAGUCUGUUUAUCUCGAUUUAUUCGUCUCUCUCUUCCUCUUUGUCCCCCGCCUCUUCAUAUCAAUCUCUCAGUCUGUUUAUCUCGGUUUAUUCGUCUCUCUCUUCCUAUUUGUCCUCCGUUUCUUCAUAUCAAUCUCUCAGUCUGUUUAUCUCGAUUUAUUCGUCUAUCUCUUCCUCUUUGUCCUCCUUUCUUCAUAUCAAUCUCCCCUGUCUGUUUAUCUCGGUUUAUUCGUCUCUCUCUUCCUAUUUGUCCUCCGUUUCUUCAUAUCAAUCUCUCAGUCUGUUUAUCUCGGUUUAUUCGUCUCUCUCUUCCUAUUUGUCCUCCGCUUCUUCAUAUCAAUCUCCCAGUCUGUUUAUCUCGAUUUAUUCGUCUCUCUCUUCCUAUUUGUCCUCCGCUUCUUCAUAUCAAUCUCCCUGUCUGUUUAUCUCGGUUUAUUCGUCUCUUCCUAUUUGUCCUCCGUUUCUUCAUAUAUCAAUCUCUCCCAGUCUGUUUAUCUCGAUUUAUCGUCUCUCUCUUCCUAUUUCUCCUCCCGCUUCUUCAUAUCAAUCUCCCAGUCUGUUUAUCUCGUUUAUUCAUUCUCUCUCUUCCUAUUUGUCCUCCGAUUCUUCAUAUCCAAUCUCCCAGUCUGUUUAUCUCGAUUUAUUCGUCUCUCUCUUCCUAUUUGUCCUCCGCUUCUUCAUAUCAAUCUCCCUGUCUGUUUUAUCGGUUUAUUCGUCUCUUAUUCCGCCUCUCUCAUAUCAAACUCUCAGUCUGUUUUUCUUUGUUUUAUUCGUCCCUCCUAUUUGUCCUCCCUUCUUCAUAUCAAUCUCCCAGUCUGUUUAUCUCGAUUUAUUCGUCUCUCUCUUCCUAUUUGUCCUCCGCUUCUUCAUAUCAAUCUCCCAGUCUGUUUAUCUCGAUUUAUUCGUCUCUCUUCCUAUUGGUCCUCCGCCUCUUCAUAUCAAUCUCUCAGUCUGUUUAUCUCGAUUUAUUCGUCUCUCUCUUCCUAUUUGUCCUCCGCUUCUUCAUAUCAAUCUCUCAGUCUGUUUAUCUCGGUUUAUUCGUCUCUCUCUUCCUAUUUCUCCUCCGCUUCUUCAUAUCAAUCUCCCAGUCUGUUUAUCUCGAUUUAUUCGUCUCUCUCUUCCUAUUUCUCCUCCGCUUCUUCAUAUCAAUCUCCCAGUCUGUUUAUCUCGAUUUAUUCGUCUCUCUCUUCCUAUUUGUCCUCCGCUUCUUCAUAUCAAUCUCCCAGUCUGUUUAUCUCGAUUUAUUCGUCUCUCUCUUCCCUAUUUGUCCUCCCCUCUUCAUAUCAAUCUCCCAGUCUGUUUAUCUCGAUUUAUUCGUCUCUCUCUUCCCUAUUUCUCCUCCCUUCUUCAUAUCAAUCUCCCCAGUCUGUUUAUCUCGAUUUAUUCGUCUCUCUCUUCCCUAUUUUUCCUCCGCUUCUUCAUAUCAAUCUCCCAGUCUGUUUAUCUCAGUUUAUUCGUCUCUCUCUUCCUAUUUUCCUCCUUCUUCAUAUCAAUCUCCAGUCUGUUUAUCUCGAUUUAUUCGUCUCUCUCUUCCUAUUUGUCCUCCGCUUCUUCAUAUCAAUCUCCCAGUCUGUUUAUCUCGAUUUUCGUCUCUCUCUUCCUAUUUUGUCCUCCGCUUCUUCAUAUCAAUCUCCCAGUCUGUUUAUCUCGAUUUAUUCGACCCUCUCUCUUCCUUUGUCCUCCGCCUCUUCAUAUCAAUCUCCCAGUCUGUUUAUUCGAUUUAUUCGUCUCUUUUCUUAUUUAUCCUCCCUUUUCUUAUCAAUCUCCCAUUCUGUUUUCUGUCUCUCUUCCUCUUUGUCCUCCUUCUUCAUAUCAAUCUCUCAGUCUGUUUAUCUCGAUUUAUUCGUCUCUCUCUUCCUAUUUGUCCUCCGCUUCAUAUCAAUCUCCAGUCUGUUUAUCUCGAUUUAUUCGUCUCUCUCUUCUAUUUGUCCUCCGCUUCUUCAUAUCAAUCUCCCAGUCUGUUUUAUCUCUCGGUUUAUUCGUCUCUCUCUUCCUAUUGUCCUCCGCUUCUUCUAUCAAUCUCCCAGUCUGUUUAUCUCCCGAUUUAUUCGUCUCUCUCUUCCUAUUUGUCCUCCGCUUCUUCAUAUCAAUCUCCCAGUCUGUUUUAUCUCGAUUUAUUCGUCUCUCUCUUCCUAUUGGUCCUCCGCCUCUUCAUAUCAAUCUCCCAGUCUGUUUUAUCUCGGUUUAUUCGUCUCUCUCUUCCCUAUUUGUCCUCCGCUUCUUCAUAUCAAUCUCCCAGUCUGUUUAUCUCAGUUUAUUCGUCUCUCUCUUCCUAUUUGUCCUCCGCUUCUUCAUAUCAAUCUCCAUUCUGUUUUAUCUCGAUUUAUUCGUCUCUCUCUUCCUAUUUGUCCUCCGCUUCUUCAUAUCAAUCUCCCAGUCUGUUUAUCUCGAUUUUAUUCGUCUCUCUCUUCCUAUUUCUCCUCCGCUUCUUCAUAUAAAUCUCUCAUUCUGUUUAUAUCGUUUAUUCGUCUCUCUCUUCCUAUUUGUCCUCCGCUUCUUCAUAUCAAUCUCCCUGUCUGUUUAUCUCGGUUUAUUCGUCUCUCUCUUCCCAUUUCUCCUCCGCCUCUUCAUAUCAAUCUCCUCAGUCUGUUUAUCUCGAUUUAUUCGUCUCUCUCUUCCUAUUUCUCCUCCGCUUCUUCAUAUCAAUCUCCCCGUUUAUUUCUCGAUUUAUUCGUCUCUCUCUUCCUUUUUGUCCCCACCCUCUUCAUAUCAAUCUCUCAGUCUGUUUAUUCGUCUCUCUUCCUAUUUGUCUUCAUAUCUCCCCUCUCCUUCGUCUUUCUCCCUGUUGUCCUCCCUUCUUUAUCAAUCUCCCAGUCUGUUUAUCGUCUCUCUCUUUAUUUCCUGCUUCUUCCUCAAUCUCCCGUUUAUUUGUCUAUUUGUCCUCCGCUUCUUCAUAUCAAUCUCUCAGUCUGUUUAUCUCGAUUUUAUUCGUCUCUCUCUUCCUAUUUGUCCUCCUUCUUCAUAUCAAUCUCCCAGUGUGUUUAUCUUGUUUUAUUCGUCUCUCUAUUUAUUUUGCCCUCCGCUUCUUCAUAUCAAUCCCCAGUCUGUUUAUCUCGGUUUAUUCGUCUCUAUUCCUAUUUCUCCUCCGCUUCUUCAUAUCAAUCUCCAGUCUGUUUAUCUCGAUUUAUUCGUCUCUCUCUUCCUAUUUGUCCUCCGCUUCUUCAUAUCAAUCUCCCCAGUCUGUUUAUCUCGGAUUUAUUCGUCUCUCUUCAUUUCUCCUCCGCUCUUCAUAUCAAUCUCCCAGUCUGUUUAUCUCGAUUUAUUCGUCUCUCUCUUCCUAUUUCCCUCCGCUUCUUCAUAUCAAUCUCUCCCAGUCUGUUUAUAUCGAUUUUAUUCUCUCUCUUCCCUAUUUGCCCUCCGCUUCUUCAUAUCAAUCUCCCUGUCUGUUUAUCUCGAUUUAUUCGUCUCUCUCUUCCUAAUUGUCCUCCGCUUCUUCAUAUCAAUCUCCCUCUGUUUCUUGUUUAUCUCUCUCUUUAUUGGUCCUCCCGCCUCUUCAUAUUCUCUCAGUCAUUUUUGAUUUAUUCGUCUCUCUCUUCCUCUUUGUCCCCCCGCCUCUAUCAAUCUCCCAGUCUGUUUAUCUCGAUUUAUUCCUCUCUCUUUGUCCUCUUUGUCCACCGCCUCUUCAUCAAUCUCUCAGUCUGUUUUAUCUCAGUUUAUUCGUCUCUCUCUUCUAUUUGUCCUCCCGUUUCUUCAUAUCAAUCUCAGUCUGUUUAUCUCAGUUUUAUUCGUCUCUCUCUUCCUAUUUCUCCUCCUCUUCUUCUUCAUAUCCAAUCUCCCUAUUUGUCUGUUUAUCUCAAUUUAUUCGUCUCUCUCUUCCUAUUUGUCCUCCGCUUCUUCUUAUCAAUCUCCCUGUCUGUUUAUCUCGGUUUAUCUCUCUCUCUUUUGUCCUCCGCCUCUUCUCUCCCUAUUUGUUUAUUCGUCUCUCUCUUCCUAUUUUCUUCUUCAUAUCUCUCAGUCUGUUUAUCUCGAUUUAUUCGUCUCUCUCUCUCUUCCUAUUUGUCCUCCGCUUCUUCAUAUCAAUCCCUGUCUGUUUAUCUUGGUUUAUUCGUCUCUCUCUUCCUAUUUGUCCUCCGCCUCUAUCAAUCUCCCAUUCUGUUUAUCUCGGUUUAUUCGUCUCUCCCUAUCCCUCCUUCUUGUAUCAAUCUCCCAUUCUGUUUAUUCGUCUCUCUCUUCCUAUUUCUCCUCCUUCUUCUAUCAAUCUCCCUGUCUGUUUAUCUCGGUUUUAUUUCUCUCUCUUCCUCUUUCUCCUCCGCUUCUUCAUAUCUCUCCCAGUCUGUUUAUCUCCCGUUUGUUGUCGUCUCUCUCUUCCCUAUUUCUCCUCCACUUCUUCAUAUCAAUCUCAGUCUGUUUCUCUCGAUUUAUUCGUCUCUCUCUUCCUAUUUUGUCCCUCCGCUUCUUCUUAUCAAUCUCCCAGUCUGUUUUAUCCCAUUUAUUCGUCUCUCUUCCCAUUUGUCCUCCCGCUUCUUCAUAUCAAUCUCCCUGUCUCUGUUUUAUCUCCGAUUUAUUCGUCUCUCUCUUCCUAUUUGUCCUCCUGCUUCUUUCUUAUCAAUCUCCCCAGUCUGUUUAUCUUGGUUAUUCGUCUCUCUCUUCCUAUUGGUCCUCCGCCUCUUCAUAUCAAUCUCUCAGUCUGUUUAUCUCGAUUUAUUCGUCUCUCUCUUCAUUUGUCCUUCCUUCUUUCCUCAGUCAUUUAUCCCCCGUCCUCUUCCACCGCCUCUUCCAAUCAAUCUCCCAGUCUGUUUAUCUCGGUUUAUUCGUCUCUCUCUUCCUAUUUGUCCUCCGCUUCAUAUCAAUCUCUCAGUCUGUUUUAUCUCGAUUUAUUCGUCUCUCUUCCUAUUUUUCUCCUCCCGCUCUUCAUAUCAAUCCCCCAGUCUGUUUAUCUCGAUUUAUUCGUCUCUCUCUUCCCUAUUUGUCCUCCCGCUUCUUCAUAUCAAUCUCUCAGUCUGUUUAUCUCGGUUUAUUCGUCUCUCUCUUCCUAUUUCUCCUCCGCUUCUUCAUAUCAAUCUCCCAGUCUGUUUAUCUCGAUUUAUUCGUCUCUCUCUUCCUAUUUCUCCUCCGCUUCUUCAUAUCAAUCUCCCUGUCUGUUUAUCUCGAUUUAUUCGUCUCUCUCUAUUUCCUAUUUGUCCUCAGUCUCUUCAUAUCUCUCUCCAGUUGUCUCUUCCUAUUUAG
Acanthosepion pharaonis is the source of this 11469-nucleotide messenger RNA. NCBI's taxonomy places the organism in Eukaryota, Metazoa, Mollusca, Cephalopoda, Sepiida, Sepiidae. The record is from the annotation of a GenBank genome assembly.